Molecule: messenger RNA, 897 nt
Organism: Diaporthe citri
Lineage: Eukaryota; Fungi; Ascomycota; Sordariomycetes; Diaporthales; Diaporthaceae
Exons: 2
Coding region: 1-897 (298 amino acids)
Biological process (GO): regulation of DNA-templated transcription
Molecular function (GO): DNA-binding transcription factor activity
Source: RefSeq, a predicted model, not a curated record
AUGUCCUCGUCCGAGUUCUCGGCCGUCACCGAAUCAAUAGCAAACCUAUCCCUCGUCACCACAGACGCGCCCUCACCACAAGAGGAAGAAGACGAGCGCGUAGAGGAGACAGUCACCCCACGCCAGGCCCAUUUUCCUCCGGAAGAGCAGGCUCCCGAGACCGCGCCUGAGAGACAGCACGGCAGAAAGGCAAGGAAGCAAUCACCACACUCCGGCUCAGAAACAGAGACAGAGGAUCACAGCAACAUGCCGUCCGGGUCAUCAUCAAAACACCACCAUCACCACCACUCGUCCUCCAGCUCCUCCAAGAAGCACGGGUCCUCAUCUUCGUCCAAGCACCAGUCCAAAGGCGACGACUGGUCGGAGGUGACAGAGCCCGAGGAGCGAAGGCGGAUCCAGAACAGGAUCGCCCAGAGAAAAUUCCGCGAGAAGGCGCGCGAGCAAAAGGAGCGCGAGGAGCGGGAGUCCCGCAAUGAGCAGCUGGCAGGCAGCUCGUACCAGGUCCCCGUGCCCGAGGACUUCAUGUCCCCCGAGGGCGGCGAGUACGGCGACUACCUGUCCGGGGUGCCGUGGGGCGGCGUCAGCAUCCAGCACAUGGUGGCCAUGGGCCACGAGAGCGAGAGCCGGCGGGGCAGCCGGCGGGGCGGGCUGUCGGACCAGCAGCAGCAGUACGACUACAGCGCCUUCUACGACCCGCAGCUGUACGACGCGCAGCAGCUGGGCGGCGGCGGGUACGGCGGCGGCGGUGCGGGGGCGGGGGCCGCGGACGACAGCAACAGGUAUUUCGACGCCCUGUCCACCUCGGGCUCGUCACCCUCGUACUUGUCGUUCGAUUCGGGCUCGGGUUAUGACAACUUCUCAGGGGACAACAGCAGCAGCUCGGGGGCGAGGUACUAG